Messenger RNA from Impatiens glandulifera, 3115 nucleotides. RefSeq names its product DNA mismatch repair protein MSH2. The transcript is spliced from 12 exons. The coding region runs from base 138 to 2969 and encodes 943 amino acids. Gene Ontology annotation, cellular component: nucleus; MutSalpha complex. NCBI's taxonomy places the organism in Eukaryota, Viridiplantae, Streptophyta, Magnoliopsida, Ericales, Balsaminaceae. The record is from RefSeq and is a predicted model, not a curated record. Gene Ontology annotation, biological process: mitotic recombination; mismatch repair. Gene Ontology annotation, molecular function: mismatched DNA binding; ATP-dependent DNA damage sensor activity; ATP binding.
AUUUGCUAUUCUGAUAUAAGUCGGCCAUUAUUGGAAAAUGGAUAACUGAGAAGAAGCAUACGAAGAAGACGAAGAAGAAGCGCUGAAAGGAUCUAUUUCUUCCCGUUCAGAAAACCUAGAAAGCUCCAACUCCGAGAAUGGAUGAUAAUAUACUGGAGCAGAACAAGCUUCCUGAGCUAAAACUCGAUGCCAAACAAGCUCAAGGUUUUCUCACGUUCUACAAGACGCUACCCCAGGAUUCAAGGUCUCUUCGGUUCUUCGAUCGCCGUGAUUAUUAUACAGCUCAUGGAGAUAAUGCUAGUUUUAUUGCAAAGACUUAUUAUCAUACAACUACUAUUUUACGGCAAAUUGGUAGUGGAUCUAAUGCACUUUCUAGUGUCAGCAUAAGUAAAACCAUGUUUGAGACUAUCACUCGUGACCUUCUCCUUGAGAGAACAGACCAUACCAUUGAACUUUAUGAAGGGAGUGGGUCUAACUGGAGAUUAGUGAAAAGUGGAAGCCCUGGAAAUCUAGGUAGUUUCGAAGAUAUUUUAUUUGCCAACAAUGAUAUGCAGGAUUGUCCAGUGAUUGUUGCCCUUUUCCCUAACUUUCGAGAAAAUGGAUGUACUGUUGGUUUUGGAUACAUUGAUCUUACUAAACGGGUACUUGGUUUAUCGGAAUUUCUUGAUGAUAGUCACUUCACAAACGUGGAGUCUGCUCUAGUUUCUCUUGGUUGCAAAGAAUGCCUUUUACCAAUGGAGACUGCCAAAUCCAGUGAAUGUAGACCUCUGAAUGAUGCAUUAUCAAGAUGCGGAGUUAUGGUAACAGAAAGAAAGAAGGCUGAGUUCAGAGGAAGGGAUCUGGUGCAAGAUCUCAGUAAGCUCGUUAAAGGAUCUGUAGAGCCAGUUCGUGAUUUGGUAUCUGAUUUUGAAUUUGCACCUGGAGCUUUGGCAGCAUUACUCUCUUAUGCUGAAUUACUUGCAGAUGAGAGCAAUUAUGGAUGCUAUACUGUUAGGCAGUACAGUCUUAGCAGUUACAUGAGAUUGGAUUCUGCAGCAAUGAGGGCUUUAAAUGUCAUGGAGAGCAAAACGGAUGCUAACAAAAAUUUUAGUCUGUUUGGUCUCAUGAAUAGAACCUGUACUGCAGGAAUGGGUAAAAGACUACUUCAUAUGUGGUUGAAACAACCUCUGUUAGAUGAGAAAGAAAUAAAUACUAGGUUGGAUUUGGUACAAGCAUUUGUGGAAGAUUCUGCACUUCGUCAAGAACUUAGGCAACAUUUGAAACGAUUAUCAGACAUUGAAAGACUGAUGCGCUAUCUUGAGAAGAAAGGAGCUAACUUGCAGCAUAUUGUAAAGCUAUAUCAGUCCAGCAUCAGGCUUCCAUACAUCAAAAGUGCCUUGGAUGGCUAUGACGGAUCAUUUUCAACAUUAAUUAAGCAGAGAUACUCUGAUCCUUUGGAGUACUGGAUUGAUGAUAAUCACUUGAAUAAGUUCAUUGGCCUUGUUGAAGCUUCAGUGGAUCUUGAUCAGCUUGAAAAUGGGGAAUACAUGAUUUCACCUGGUUAUGACACAAAAUUGUCUGAGCUGAAGAGUGAACUAGAGUCAUUGGAGGUGCAAAUACACAAUCUGCAUAAGCAAACAGCUAAUGAUCUUGACUUAGCUGUUGAUAAGAGCUUGAAGCUAGAUAAGAGCACACAAUUUGGGCAUGUCUUCAGAAUUACAAAAAAGGAAGAGCCAAAAAUAAGGAAAAAGCUCAACACUCAUUUUAUUGUUCUUGAGACACGGAAGGAUGGGGUAAAGUUUACAAAUUCCAAGCUCAAGAAGUUGGGUGACCAAUAUCAACAUAUUCUCGAGGAUUACAAGAAUUGUCAAAAGGACUUGGUUGCUCGAGUAGUUCAAACUGCUGCCACCUUCUCCGAGGUUUUUGAAUCAUUAGCUUCUCUUCUUUCUGAACUGGAUGUCUUGCUUGGUUUUGCUGAUCUUGCUGCUUGUUGCCCCACUCCUUACACAAGGCCUGACAUCACUUCAUCAGUUGUUGGUGAUAUCAUUUUGGAAGGGAGUAGGCAUCCUUGCGUAGAGGCUCAAGAUUGGGUGAAUUUUAUACCAAACGAUUGUAAACUAGUUAGGGGAAAAAGUUGGUUUCAAAUUAUCACUGGACCUAAUAUGGGUGGUAAAUCCACAUUUAUUCGCCAGGUGGGUGUGAACAUCUUGAUGGCGCAGGUUGGUUCAUUCAUUCCUUGUGAGAAAGCUAGUAUAUCUGUUCGUGAUUGUAUCUUUGCUCGUGUUGGUGCUGGAGAUUGCCAGCUACGAGGAGUUUCUACCUUCAUGCAAGAGAUGCUUGAGACGGCUUCCAUCUUGAAAGGAGCUACUGAGAAGUCUUUGAUUAUCAUUGAUGAAUUGGGACGUGGGACAUCAACAUAUGAUGGGUUUGGUCUGGCUUGGGCAAUCUGUGAGCACAUUGUUGGCGUAAUUAAAGCUCCUACUUUGUUUGCCACCCAUUUUCAUGAAUUGACAGCAUUAGCUCAUGAAAAUUCUCCUGGAGAUAAUAAGAAUAGUGUUGGUGUGGAAAAUUACCAUGUCAGUGCUCAUAUAGACUCAUCCAAUCGAAAGCUUACUAUGCUGUACAAGGUUGAGCAAGGUGCUUGUGACCAAAGUUUCGGCAUUCAUGUAGCGGAGUUUGCAAAUUUUCCUGAAGCUAUAGUUAACCUUGCUAGAGAAAAGGCUGCAGAGCUUGAAGAUUUCUCACCCAUGUCUUCUACUAUUGUCACAAAAUCUGCACAACAAGAACUGGUUGGAUUGAAACGGAAGAGAGAAUUUGACCCUGAAGACGUGUCUAGAGGCUCUGCACGAGCUCACGAGUUCUUGAAAGAAUUCUCUAAAUUGCCAUUAGAGAAAAUGAGCAAAGAGGAGGCUUUAGAACAAGUAGGGAAGUUGAGAAGCAACAUGGAAAAAGAUGCUGCAGACUCUCUUUGGCUUCAGCAAUUCCUUUGAUAAAUAUAUAUAUUAUUUUCAAUCAAAAUGGGGCUUAGGAAUGCUUUAACUUAAUGAUGCAAUUUUUUGUAUAAACGGCCUUUUUAAUCCAAAUAUUAUUAGCUUUUUCAGAAAUUGACAUUUCACACUAGUUUGUUUGUCUUAUU